This is a messenger RNA of Verticillium alfalfae VaMs.102, 738 nucleotides long. RefSeq lists its product as hypothetical. Gene Ontology annotation, biological process: protein N-linked glycosylation. The record is from RefSeq and is a predicted model, not a curated record. Gene Ontology annotation, cellular component: Golgi membrane. The transcript is spliced from 2 exons. NCBI's taxonomy places the organism in Eukaryota, Fungi, Ascomycota, Sordariomycetes, Glomerellales, Plectosphaerellaceae. The coding region runs from base 1 to 738 and encodes 245 amino acids. Gene Ontology annotation, molecular function: glycosyltransferase activity.
AUGUCUCUCUCGCGCAGCCCGUCACCCCAUCCCGGCGGCGGCUGGGCGAGUCCCGGCCUCAACUACAACAGCGGUCGCAACAGCCCGACCGGCUCCUUUCCCUUUCCCUCGCCCGGCGGCAUCUCCGCGCCAUGGGAGGCCACCAAGAUGAGGACCCUCGGCGUCACUGGCUACCCGUCCUUCUCGACUCACAACCAGGGCUUCUUCCAGCGUCACAUGCGCCGCAUCUCGAGCAGCCUGCCGUUCUUCAGCCAAGCAAAUCAGCCGCAGUACGGAGGUUUCAAGGACAAGCAAAACCGUGGGCCAUGGUCCGUACAGAACCUGCCUCUCAUCGGGAGGAUGCAGAGGCGAGCCGCCCGCAUGAAGAGGAAGACAAAGAUCCGGCUGGCAUACUCUUCUUCAUACUCUUCGCCGUCUGGGUCUUUUAUCACAGUCCUCUUUGUCUACCACUGGCGACGGACGUCAUGGCUCGGCGGAGGCCAAAAGUACGUCAUCAUUCUCGCGGCGAAUGUCGGAGGCGGCGUCAUGGAAUGGAAGGGCGCCCGGGAAUGGGCGAUAGAGAGAGACAGCGUCAAGAACAAGAAGGCGUACGCCGCCCGGUGGGGCUACGAACUGGAAAUCGUCGACAUGAGCACCAAGAAGCGAUAUGCGCACGAGUGGCGCGAGGGCUGGGAGAAGGUUGACUACGUCCGCAAUGCCUUGAGGAAAUACCCCAAGGCAGAAUGGUCAGUGGCUUGA